CCCGCCCGCCCUUCGGUGUGUGGCCCCGGCCGCCAUGUUGUUGUGGUUGUGAGGAGGGAGGCGGAGGCGCCGAGCCGCAGAGCCGAGGGGAAGGCGGCGGCAGAAGCAGCAGCGACGACGACGCCGAGGGGAAGCCGAGCGACCACCGCCCUCCGAGCCGCCGCCGCCGCCGCCGCGCCCCGUUGGGGGGUGGGGAGGAGGGACCCCCGCCAUGGCCGGCCGCUGCCACCGCCGCUGGAUCUGUCUGUCUAGCUGUAAAGGAGGAUUUUUUCCAAAAUCAUUCACCACCAGCACAAUCCUAACCAUGUCUACUCAGAAGGAAGUUCUAUUGCAUUCAGUGGGGCUUACUUCCAAAUAAAAGGAACCAAUUACCUUGACUUAAAAAAGAACAUUGAGGAUGCUGAAGGGAUCUAGAAGACAUAUGAAGAAAGGCUGAAGGAACUUUUGAAGUAACAGAACAUUGAACCAACGCCUGGAAUUUUUGGAAGGAAUAUUCUGGUACUAGCUGAUUGUUACAUGAUAUACAGCGCUACAGACAAUUGAAAGCAGGGACAAGGCUCUGCCUAUUAACCUGACUCUGUCAUGGAUGAAGAGACUCAACACAGCCUUGAAUGCAUCCAAGCUAAUCAGAUCUUCCCCAGGAAGCAGCUGAUCCGUGAGGAUGAGAAUCUCCAGGUCCCGUUCCCCGAACUUCAUGGGGAGAGCACUGAAUACGUAGGUCGAGCUGAAGAUGCCAUCAUUGCACUUUCCAACUAUAGACUUCACAUCAAAUUUAAGGAAUCAAUUGUGAAUAGAGUCUGUAAACUUGCCGCUUGUGAGCUCUCAGUUCCAUUGCAGCUUAUAGAGAGUGUUGAAUGCCGGGAUAUAUUUCAGCUUCACUUGACUUGUAAGGACUGCAAAGUUAUCAGAUGUCAGUUCUCUACUUUUGAGCAGUGUCAAGAGUGGCUUAAACGGCUGAACAAUGCCAUCCGCCCUCCUUCAAAGAUAGAGGAUCUCUUUUCAUUUGCUUACCACGCCUGGUGUAUGGAGGUGUAUGCUAGUGAAAAAGAACAGCAUGGUGAUUUGUGUCGACCAGGAGAACAUGUAAGUUCGAGAUUUAAAAAUGAGGUUGAACGGAUGGGUUUUGAUAUGAACAAUGCCUGGAGGAUCUCCAACAUCAACGAGAAGUACAAGCUCUGUAGCAGCUACCCUCAAGAACUCAUAGUUCCUGUUUGGAUCACAGACAAAGAGCUGGAAAGUGUGGCAGGCUUCCGAUCUUGGAAACGCAUCCCUGCUGUGGUUUACAGGCAUCAGGGCAAUGGGGCGGUCAUUUCCCGUUGUGGGCAGCCAGAGGUCAGCUGGUGGGGCUGGAGAAAUGCUGAUGACGAACAUCUUGUCCAGUCAGUGGCCAAAGCUUGUGCCUCAGAUUCCAAGUCUAACAGCAGUAAACUAGUGAAUGGAAACUGUUCAAGAGAUUUCUCCAAUGGAGGAGACCUCUCUGAUGUAGAAUUUGAUUCCUCCAUCUCCAACGCUUCAGGAGCAGAAAGUCUAGCCAUUCAGCCUCAGAAACUUUUGAUCUUGGAUGCACGCUCUUAUGCAGCUGCAGUGGCAAACAGGGCCAAAGGGGGAGGCUGUGAAUGCCCAGAGUAUUAUCCAAACUGUGAAGUAGUGUUUAUGGGAAUGGCAAACAUCCAUUCUAUUCGGAAGAGCUUUCAGUCGCUGCGUUUGCUCUGCACACAAAUGCCGGACCCAGGAAACUGGCUGUCAGCUCUGGAAAGCACCAAAUGGCUGCAACAUUUGUCUGUCCUUCUGAAAUCGGCACUUCUGGUAGUUCAUGCAGUGGACAGAGAUCAGCGGCCCGUCUUGGUGCACUGCUCAGAUGGCUGGGACAGAACCCCGCAGAUAGUGGCUCUGGCUAAGCUGCUGCUGGAUCCAUAUUACAGGACCAUCGAGGGUUUCCAGGUGCUUGUGGAGAUGGAGUGGCUGGAUUUUGGCCAUAAGUUUGCCGAUCGCUGUGGUCAUGGUGAGAAUUCGGAUGACCUGAAUGAACGAUGCCCAGUGUUCCUGCAGUGGCUUGACUGUGUCCAUCAGCUCCAGAGGCAGUUCCCCUGCUCUUUCGAGUUUAAUGAAGCAUUCCUUGUCAAGUUGGUGCAGCACACAUACUCCUGCCUCUUUGGUACAUUCCUGUGCAACAACGCGAAGGAGAGAGGUGAAAAGCACACCCAAGAGAGGACCUGUUCAGUUUGGUCUCUGCUGCGAGCAGGAAACAAAGCCUUCAAAAAUCUGCUUUACUCCUCCCAAUCAGAAUCUGUGCUGUAUCCUGUGUGCCACGUGCGAAACCUCAUGCUGUGGAGUGCCGUUUACUUGCCAUGUUCUUCCCCUUCGACCCCUGCGGAUGACACCUGUGCCCCUUACCCAGUCCCAGGUUCCAGCCCUGAAGAUCAGCCUCUGGGCAGGCUGCCAAAGACAAGAUCAUUUGACAAUCUGACAAUGGCUGGUGACAGCAGCGUACCGACAACCAACCGGCGUAGUAGCGACCCCAGCCUCAACGAGAAGUGGCAGGAGCACCGCCGGUCCCUGGAGCUGAGCAGCCUUGGGAACCCGGAGGACGACCCCUUUGACGGAGAAUGUGUGAGCAAACAAGGCAGGACUCUGGUUGGAGCAGAGCUUUCAGUGGCUGUAGCAGAGGGGCAGAUGGAGAACAUUUUGCAAGAGGCUACCAAGGAGGAAGUGAGCCUGGAGGAGUGUGUGAGGGGCAUUCCAGAAACGGCAAGUAAAGAAGAGGGAGAGGACACUGCUCUUGAUAAGGAAAGCAGGACUGAGAACCUGGACAGCUCUACUGAUAACAUGGGUGGGAAGACCGAACUGGAUACAGCAACUUUAUUAGACAAUCCAGUUUCCAGCCCACAGAUGGAUUUACAGGGUGCUUUUGAGCUUCAGGGGCAAGAUGAGCUCCAUUACGAUGUCCAGAAACCAUCUGAGGUGAAGGAACUACGGCUUGGCUUUUUGGGCAAUGCUGUAAAUAGUAACAUUCAAAGAUCAGAGGAGGACAGUGUUAGUAGGCUACCUGUAGAGGUCAAAAUCCCUCAGGGCACUCCCCAGCCCAGCCUCCCAUUUCCUGUCCUGCAUGAGAUGGGAACAUCAAACAUGGAGAGCUCUACAGAAACUUUAACAGAGAAUGGGGCAAAGACGGAGCUGAUCCAGAAUGUCUCUUGCCAUUGGCUCCAUCCCAUGGACAACAGUGCUGGCGAACUUUCCCGCACUGUUGAAAGACGGCCUGAGAACGAGGACUCAAUAGAGCUACACAAACUGGCAGCGAACCUAAACAGGACUACUAAGAGCAGCAGCUUACAUGACCCAAUGCCUUCACCUUGUGCCUUGCCUUUAGCUGACUAUAAAGAGAUUGUGUGCAAUGGAGAGCUGGAGCCUGAGAACAAGGUGGCAGAGAGCCCGGCAGGGUUCAGUGUUACCCAGAAAUACCCUGCACCAAAUGGACACUGUGUGAACGGGGAGGAAGGUAGGGUAAAGGCUUCCCUCAGCCAACAGGUCUCUGCAGCUAGCUGUAGUUCUGCCCCGCUGCAUCUGAGGAAUUUGCACCACAAGUGGGUUCAUGCUAUUCCAGGCCGGCAGCAGACAGCAAACAGCCCAGACCAGCCUGCCCGGAGUCACCUGGAUGACGAUGGGAUGCCAAUCUAUGCCGAUGUCAUUCAGCAGCGCCUCCGCCAGAUUGAAAGUGGGCACCAGCAGGAAGUGGAGACUUUAAAGAAGCAGGUGCAGGAGCUGAGGAGCCGUCUAGAGAGCCAGUACCUGAACAGCUCGCUACGUUUCAACGGGGAUUAUGGGGAUGAAGUGACUUCAAUCCCUGACUCGGAAAGCAAUCUGGAUCAGAACUGUUUGUCUCGCUGCAGUACAGAGAUUUUCUCUGAAGCCAGCUGGGAACAGGUGGAUAAACAGGACACAGAGGUGACACGAUGGCUUCCCGAUCACCUGGCUGCACACUGUUACGGCUGCGACAGUGCAUUCUGGCUUGUCAGCAGGAAGCACCACUGCAGGGACCCUGACCGUGUUGAUCAGACUUGGAAUUGUGGGAAUGUCUUUUGCUCCAGCUGCUGUAACCAGAAGGUGCCGGUCCCCAGCCAGCAGCUCUUCGAACCCAGCCGGGUCUGCAAAUCCUGCUACAGCAGCUUGCAUCCCAGUAGCCCCAGCCUUGACCUCGAACUGGACAAACCUAUUGCUGCCACCUCAAACUGAGGCUCCAGCGUGGAAGGAAAGCUGGGAAGAGACAGCACCACCUUUCCCUGCUAAGCAGAUACGCACAUUUCUCUGCUGACUGAAGCUGGUAGGACUGGAGAGAAGCCUUGCACUCUGGAGUUGGGAGGAGAGAUGACAUGCUCAGAGAGACAGGAUGCUGGGCCUGUACUAGUGGAGCAGAAACCCCUCCUUUCCAGCUGUUCCUCCCAGUGUCAUUUUCAUCCACCUCAUGUAAAUUUUGUGUGGAUUUUGCUGGAAGACGACGAAAAGAGGGUCUGGAAUCUUCCCCGCUGGCAUUUCUGUUGCCCUGCUGUCAUAACUGUGCUGCAGACGGAUGAUUCUACCUUGCUGUGAGAGGAAGGGUAAUCGGUCCAGAGACCUUGUGAAUACCUUGUAGCGUCAGUGCUUAUGCUUUCUUUUUUCCCAGUCACUCCUGUUACUUCCCAACAGCAACCUGCUGUUUGGGAAGUUGUUGCUGCUAGAAGAAAUGGGAGCUGCCUUCUCAAAAAAAACCUCUCUCCCUCUCUGUUCUUAGAGUGGGCUUAGCUAUCCUUGCUGCACGAAAGGGCAGGCGUGGCGGGGGGCGGGGCGGAAUGGGUUGCAGAUCUCCACGUUGGGCAGUCCUUUGCCGAUGUUGGCAGACUUGUGGCUCAAGGUAGGCAAUGCCUGGACCACUUUGGCUAAAGAAAGUGUAUGCUUGUUUGAGGAAAGUGAGAGGGAAGGGGGAUUGGACAGACCAUUCCUGUUCAGGGUUGUACUUUUAAACAGGCACCUGACUGUAAGACUUUUGUACAUGCAAUUUGUUUUGAAGGAACUGGUGUUUGGGCUUAUUACUAGCUGUUAAAAUGCUAUCCUUGCCCCCACUUUUUUCUUCUUAAAAAAAGAUAGUUUACACAGAAGGCAGAGCUGCUUCGCUGCACUGGGAAGGCUGCAUGCAAAGUCAAAUAAUAUUGUUGGCCAGGCUCCCCCUCUCACAAGGAGAACCCCAAAGCAAAUGGAGGAUGGUUUUGAUUUAUUGGGUUUUUUUCUGCCCAGGAGAGUCAGUGAAAACUGGUUUGCCAAGGCCCCCAAACUAGGGCAUUUUAACUGCCCCCCCCCCCAAAAGAUAUGUAUGUAAAGAUACAACUCAUCUAAAACGAAAAUGUGCCCCUUACAUUAAAAUCACUUUUCUGCUGCUGUGCUAUGAA
Podarcis raffonei (Aeolian wall lizard) is the source of this 5417-nucleotide messenger RNA. It is a transcript of the gene MTMR3, whose product is annotated as myotubularin related protein 3. The coding region runs from base 583 to 4230 and encodes 1215 amino acids. Gene Ontology annotation, molecular function: phosphatidylinositol-3,5-bisphosphate 3-phosphatase activity; protein phosphatase binding; metal ion binding. Gene Ontology annotation, biological process: dephosphorylation; regulation of autophagy. The record is from RefSeq and is a predicted model, not a curated record. Lineage: Eukaryota; Metazoa; Chordata; Lepidosauria; Squamata; Lacertidae. The transcript has 24 exons.